Messenger RNA from Pelobates fuscus (common spadefoot toad), 1849 nucleotides. RefSeq names its product stromal cell derived factor 4 (gene SDF4). Gene Ontology annotation, biological process: calcium-ion regulated exocytosis. Lineage: Eukaryota; Metazoa; Chordata; Amphibia; Anura; Pelobatidae. The record is from RefSeq and is a predicted model, not a curated record. The coding region runs from base 98 to 1168 and encodes 356 amino acids. Gene Ontology annotation, molecular function: calcium ion binding. Gene Ontology annotation, cellular component: endoplasmic reticulum. The transcript is spliced from 7 exons.
GUAGCCUCAGUGUAGCUACAGAAAGCUCCAAUAAUGAGCUUUGUGCUCCAGAAGAGCCUAUGACCAGAGCUGGUGGAUGCUAGGAACAUAAAGAAAAAUGGUGUCUAAGCAAGCCUUCCUUUUUAGCUUGGGGUCCCUUUACCUUUCCCUCCUCUUCAUAUUUCUUCUUAUGGACGUCUAUGCAAGACCUGCAAACAACUCUGCCUUAAAAGAAAAGGCCUCGGACAAUAAAGAUGAAAAUGAAAUUUUGCCUCCAGACCACCUGAAUGGAGUUAAGAUGGAGAUGGAUGGACACCUCAACAAAGAAUUCCAUCAAGAAGUUUUCUUGGGAAAAGAGAUCGAAGAAUUUGAUGAGGAUUCAGAGCCUCGCAAAAAUAGGAGGAAGCUAGCAGCUAUCUUUUCAAAGGUGGACACUAACAAGGAUGACCGGAUUAGCGCCCAGGAGAUGCAGACCUGGAUCAUGAAGAAGACAGAAGAACAUUUCCAGGAAGCUGUCAAGGAAAAUAAGAUUCAUUUCCAUGCUGUGGACCCUGAUGCCGAUGGGCACGUGUCAUGGGAUGAAUACAAGAUCAAGUUUUUGGCCAGCAAGGGGUUUAAUGAACAAGAGGUGGCAGACAAGGUAAAGAAUAACGAAGAGCUGAAGAUCGAUGAAGAAACACAAGAAGUUCUAGAUAAUCUGAAAGACCGCUGGUUUCAGGCAGACAACCCUCCUGCUGAUCAGCUGCUAACUGAAGAAGAGUUCAUGUCUUUUCUGCACCCUGAACACAGCCGAGGCAUGCUCAAGUUCAUGGUGAAAGAGAUUGUGAGGGAUCUAGAUCAAGAUGGCGACAAAAAACUCACCCUCUCAGAGUUCAUCUCUCUGCCUGUUGGCACUGUUGAAAACCAGCAAGCCCAAGAUAUCGAUGAUGACUGGGUACGAGACAGAAAAAAGGAAUUUGAAGACGUUAUUGAUGCAGAUCACAAUGGAAUUGUCACAAUGGAAGAGCUGGAAGAAUACAUGGAUCCCAUGAAUGAAUACAAUGCUCUCAAUGAAGCUAAACAAAUGAUUGCCGUCGCAGAUGAGAACCAGGACCACCACUUAGGAAAAGCAGAAAUCAUGAAGUAUAGCGAGUACUUUACCGGCAGUAAGCUGAUGGACUAUGCCCGCAAUGUACACGAGGAGUUCUGAGUCUCCCCCUGCCCUGUUCUUAUUUAAGAUGGCUCCUCUUCCCCUUUAAAUGAAGGAGGUCUUGGUAAUUUCAUGGGUAAAAGAUCAGUCUUGUAGUUUAACGGGAAGAGGAGGAACGCCAGUUUUGCUGCUACUACCCAUGUGUGUUUUUAGUGUGCAGUAUUGGGUGGGGUGAUCGCCUUCCCUGCCACAUGCAAAUCAUUUCCAUGGCAGAAUUUGCACAUACGUAAUGGCUUUUGGUUGCUUCAGUCAUUUUUCACCACCCUAUUUUAUUGAUGAUGUAGAGCACCUGCAGGUCACCUCUCUGCUAUUCCCCUUUGCUAUAGUAGAGCUGUAAUGCAUCAGAGGCCUGACAUUUAAAGAGCCGUCCAUAUAAUGUGUCUUCUGCUAGCAUUCUCUGGUUGUUCUUGGUGGGGAAAUUUGCUUAUUUAUACAUUUGACACAGCUUUGUUGGGACACCAAGUGGAUUCUGCAGAAUAUAAAACGGAGUCCAUGACAUUUACAGACUGGCUUAUGUUUUAUCUACAUUGGGGAGUUACAUUAUUUGUGGAAAAUACACUGUGGUUUCGGGGUACAUUUUAAUAUUUAAUGUGCAUUAAUGUCCAACAGAUUAUACAAAAAAAGUCACAUAAUAUUCUAAAUGUGUUAUUUUCAAAUACAAAAUAAAUCUAAAAUUGUAAU